Molecule: messenger RNA, 2310 nt
Organism: Scomber scombrus (Atlantic mackerel)
Lineage: Eukaryota; Metazoa; Chordata; Actinopteri; Scombriformes; Scombridae
Gene: igdcc3
Product: immunoglobulin superfamily, DCC subclass, member 3
Exons: 14
Coding region: 1-2310 (769 amino acids)
Biological process (GO): cell-cell adhesion; axon guidance
Cellular component (GO): axon; plasma membrane
Molecular function (GO): protein binding
Source: RefSeq, a predicted model, not a curated record
AUGGCAUCCACAAGGCGCCGCCGCCUUGUAUUAUGCUUUUUGGGAAUAAUCCUCAAUGCUUUAAUCGGUGUGACGUGCAAAGCGGAGCUGUCCUUCACCCUUGAGCCCAGUGACAUCAUCGCAGUACAGGAGCAGCCCCUCAUGCUGCACUGCCAGGUGGACGGCAUUCCCCCAAUUACAACACAGUGGAGGCAUAACGGCCUGCUUUUAACUCAGGACCAGCAUCAUACCACUUUCAUCAAUGGCUCGCUCCUGAUCGCUCACUUCUUGAAGACCAAAUCUGAUGGCUCAUCUGACGAGGGGGACUAUGAGUGUGUGGCCCAGAAUUCGUUUGGGCUGGUGGUGAGCCGUAAGGCCCGCGUUCAGGCAGCCACCAUGGCAGACUUCCAUGUACAACCAGAGUCGGUUCAUGCUGAGGAGUCUGGCAUGGCCAGGUUCCAGUGCCAGAUCCACGGUCUGCCGGAACCUGUUAUCAGCUGGGAAAAAGACGGCCGUCCCAUAGACACCAAGGACGAGAGGUACACUCUCCUGCCUACAGGCGUUCUGCAGAUUACAGCAGUGCGUGAGGAGGACAGUGGAAAGUUCUGCUGUGUGGCCCAUAACAGUGCAGGAGUGAAACACAGCACCGAGGCACUCCUAACUGUUUCAGGCUCCCAGUCAUCUGUUUACAAAGAGCCUGUGAUCCUGGUCGGCCCAGAAAACCUCACACUCACAGUUCACCAAACCGCCAUUUUGGAGUGCGUUGCUACUGGAUACCCUCGGCCCAUCGUUUCUUGGAGCAGACUUGACGGCCGUCCCAUCGGUGUAGAGGGAAUCCAGGUACUUGGCACAGGGAACCUGAUGAUCUCAGAUGUUGGCGUACAGCACUCCGGGGUUUAUGUUUGUGCUGCUAACAAACCCGGGACCCGUGUUCGUAGGACCGCUCAGGGACGUCUUGUGGUCCAAGCUCCUGCAGAGUUUAUUCAACCUCCGCAGUCCAUUGCUCGGCCCGUCGGCACCACCGCCAUUUUCACCUGCCAAGCCCAGGGCGAGCCUGAGCCCCAACUCACCUGGCUGAAGAAUGGGCAGAUACUAGAGCCCGGGGGACACGUCAAACUCAGGAACAACAACAACACACUGACGAUAUACAGCAUCAGCCAGGAUGACGAGGCUAUCUACCAGUGUAUCGCUGAGAACAGCGCCGGCUCCACACAGGCCAGUGCACGCCUGACGGUGCUCUGGGCUGAUGGGCUGCCUGGUGUUCCCGUCCAUGUGCAGGCUGAGGCCCUCUCACCCACUACCAUCCAAGUGUCUUGGAGGGAGCCCGAACAGAACACUCAGGACAUCAUCGGUUAUGUGCUCCACAUCCGCAGGACCUCAGACCCAGUGGAGAUGGAAUAUGAGGAGGCUGUCAGUAAAUUGACGCUGCAGCAAAACAUCAGGGAUCUGGAGCCUUCCACCAGUUACACCUUCUACGUCAAGGCCUACACAUCCCAUGGGGCCAGCAAACCAUCAGACAGUGUUACUGUGAGCACCCAUGGGGAGGUGCCAGCACCUCCUUCCCUCUACACCAAGGUGGUGAACAGUAGCGUUGUGCAAGCGAUGUGGGAGGCUUCCUCUAAGAUGGGUCAACAACAAGGCUUCAGACUGUAUUACAGAAGAGCCCACACACCUCUGUUCACCGGUCCCAUCAUCCUACCUCGCAACAUCACCCAGUACAACAUCACUCAGCUGGAUCCCUCAUUGGUCUAUGAAAUAAAGCUACUUGCAUUCAACCAACACGGAGAUGGUAACGCCACCAUGCGAUUUGUUUCACUUCGGGAGGCGGUGGAGAAAUCUGUGUUGGAUGUCCCAUGUGACUGCCUGAAAGACGAACAGAGCAAGACAUCCACCACAGGCAUCAUUAUCGGCAUUCACAUCGGAGUCACCUGCAUCAUCUUCUGUGUGCUCUUCCUUGUCUUCAGCUACCGGGGCAGGUUAAUGAUGUGUAAGACGGUUCAGGCCACCCCCGAGGCAGGGCACAGCACGGUGCUUGAAUCCUCUACAUCUUCCCAGGGGGCCUCAGGGCUGAACGGGGCCGCCAGGAGAGAGAUGGAGGUCAACGGCAGCGCAGCAGGGAAGAAAGUGGUUGACAGCAACGAGCUCGAGAGACUUUUCACUCAACCCAACACACAAGACGUAUGCAUGUCUGACAGAUCUCUUGUCUCCUACGUGCUGAAUGACACCCAGCUGUCUACGAUACCGCUGGAUGAGUUUGCAGUGGAGCGAGACACCGAGACGCAGUUCCAAGAGCCUCCUGCAGCAGGAGCGGGUCGGCAGGACCAAGGCUAA